Procambarus clarkii (red swamp crayfish) is the source of this 975-nucleotide messenger RNA. The record is from RefSeq and is a predicted model, not a curated record. Lineage: Eukaryota; Metazoa; Arthropoda; Malacostraca; Decapoda; Cambaridae.
AUGGCCACACCCGCACAAAUACGGAAAAACCAUGGCCACACCUACUCAAAUACGGCAUCACAAUGGCCACAUCUACUCAAAUACGCCAUCACAAUGGCCACACCCACACAAGUACGGCACCACCAUGGCCACACCCGUACAAAUACGACACCACCAUGGCCACACCUGCACGAAUACGUCACCACCAUGGCCACACCCACACAUAUACGGCACCACUCUGGCCACACCAUGACCACAUCAUGGCCACACAAUGGCCACACCAUGGCCACACCAUGGCCACACCAUGGCCACACAAUGGCCACACCAUGGCCACACCAUGGCCACACCAUGGCCACACCAUGGCCACACAAUGGCCACACAAUGGCCACACCAUGGCCACACCAUGGCCACACCAUGGCAUCACCAUGGCCACACCAUGGCCACACCAUGGCAUCACCAUGGCCACACCAUAGCCACACCAUAGCCACACCAUGGCCACACCAUGGCCACACCAUGGCCACACCAUGGCCACACCAUGGCCACACCAUGGCCACACCAUGGCCACACCAUGGCCACACCAUGGCCACACCAUGGCCACACAAUGGCCACACCAUGGCCACACCAUGGCCACACCAUGGCCACACCAUGGCCACACCAUGGCCACACCAUGGCCACAUCAUGGCCACACCAUGGCCACAUCAUGGCCACACCAUGGCCACACCAUGGCCACACCAUGGCCACACAAUGGCCACACCAUGGCCACACCAUGGCCACACCAUGGCCACACCAUGGCCACACCAUGGCCACACCAUGGCCACACAAUGGCCACACCAUGGCCACACCAUGGCCACACCAUGGCCACACCAUGGCCACACAAUGGCCACACCAUGGCCACAGACCUACGGAGUUAAACGCCUAAAAGAGGCGGAAGUGAGAGGUCAUUGUGGUGGGCGUAACCCGGGCGGUGGGCGGCGUGGCACAAUGGGCCGAACUUGA